AGGUUCAGAAGAAGGCUAAGUAACAUGUAAGAUCAAUAGUCUACCAACUACUUGGGAAGUUAAGACAGGAGGAUCACAGGUUCGAAGCCAUCCUGAGCAAUACGACUAAGAAAAUGGCUCUGUCAGCCCAGCAGAUACCCAGAUGGCUCAACUCAGUUAAAUUGGGUAGCUUCAUUAGUGCUGCACAACUCACAAAAGGUUUUCUGAGACCAGGAAAAACAUGGUCUCAUGGCUCUUCUGCUCUGCCUCAGAUGUCCUCUGAUGAUUGCUUUCUCCAGAGGGGAUUUAAGACUUACAGGACUUCCUCCUUAUGGAAUAGUUCCCAGUCUGCCAACUUAAGUAGGCAAGAGACUAAUUCUGCCCCAAGCACUGUGCUUCCCUCUGUGAAUGUGCAGUCACAGAAGACACAAAAGAUACCCAGCUGUGAACCGGAGCUGUCUCUGGAAGAACUGGAUGAUUUACCUCCAUUGUCUCCGUUGGAGCCAGUUUCUGAGGAGGAGGCUAUUAGGAUUAUUGCAGACCCUCCAUUGCCCCCAACGUCAUUCACACUUCGAGAUUAUGUAGAUCAUUCUGAGACUCUGAAGAAGUUAGUGCUUCUAGGAGUGGAUUUGUCCAAAAUAGAAAAACAUCCAGAUGCAGCCAACCUUCUUCUGAGACUGGAUUUUGCAAAAGACAUUAAGGAAAUACUCCUAUUUCUAAAAGAUUUGGGUAUAGAAGAUAAUCAACUGGGAACAUUCCUGACUAAAAAUUAUGCUAUUUUUUCUGAAGACCUUGAAAAUCUUAAGACCAGGGUGGCUUAUCUACAUUCAAAAAAAUUCAGUAAGGCAGAAGUUGCACAGAUGGUCAGAAAUGCACCAUUUUUGCUGAAUUUUUCCGUGGAAAGACUGGAUAACAGAUUGGGCUUUUUCCAGAAAGAACUUGAACUUAGCGUGAAGAAGACUAGAGAGCUGGUAGUUCGUCUCCCAAGGCUGCUAACUGGAAGUCUGGAGCCUGUGAAAGAAAAUAUGAAGGUUUAUCGUCUUGAACUUGGUUUUAAACAUAAUGAAAUUCAACAUAUGAUCACCAGAAUCCCAAAGAUGUUAACUGCAAAUAAAAGGAAACUUACGGAGACCUUUGAUUACGUGCACAACGUGAUGAGCAUUCCACAUCACAUCAUUGUCAAGUUUCCGCAGGUAUUUAAUACGAAGUUGUUUAAAAUCAAAGAAAGACACUUGUUUCUUACCUAUUUAGGGAGAGCACAGUAUGAUCCAGCAAAACCUAACUAUGUCUCUCUGGACAAGUUAGUAUCUAUUCCUGAUGAAAUAUUUUGUGAAGAGAUUGCAAAAGCCUCAGUACAGGAUUUUGAAAAAUUCUUAAAGACUCUUUAGUUUUUGAUGAAUGUUAAAAUGUCAUAUUAUAAAGUAAAUA
Molecule: messenger RNA, 1407 nt
Organism: Tupaia belangeri chinensis (Chinese tree shrew)
Lineage: Eukaryota; Metazoa; Chordata; Mammalia; Scandentia; Tupaiidae
Gene: MTERF3
Product: mitochondrial transcription termination factor 3
Exons: 8
Coding region: 114-1367 (417 amino acids)
Biological process (GO): regulation of DNA-templated transcription; mitochondrial ribosome assembly; mitochondrial transcription
Cellular component (GO): mitochondrion
Molecular function (GO): double-stranded DNA binding
Source: RefSeq, a predicted model, not a curated record